Messenger RNA from Phytophthora sojae, 463 nucleotides. RefSeq lists its product as hypothetical. Gene Ontology annotation, biological process: translation. Gene Ontology annotation, molecular function: structural constituent of ribosome. The record is from RefSeq and is a predicted model, not a curated record. The transcript has 2 exons. Lineage: Eukaryota; Oomycota; Peronosporomycetes; Peronosporales; Peronosporaceae. The coding region runs from base 24 to 335 and encodes 103 amino acids. Gene Ontology annotation, cellular component: ribosome.
CAGCACCCCGAGCUGAGACCAAGAUGAUGUCGGCUCUGCUCCGCUCCGCCGCGCGCCGCCCGACGGCCACGCUGGUGUCCCGCACCACUCAGCAGCAGCAGCGCUCGCUGUGGGCGAAGGUGCCCGAGGGCCAGGAUGCGGACCGCGUGGCCAGCCGCAUGCAGACGAUCCUGGCGGGCGACGGCACGCUCAAGACGCUGGCGCUCAAGCGCUUCCACGAGAAGAAGUGGCAGAAGCGCAAGCGCAAAGCCGAGGAGCAGAACAUCCGCCGCGCCAACCGCCGCGUCGGAUCCAUGAUCGACUUCAUCCUGCGCCGCAAGAAAUCGGGCCACUAAGCUGGAGCAAGGAGAGCUGCGUCUGCCUACUACUACCCAGAGACUAGAGAGAAGAGGAGAUACAGAGCCCGACUUGUUGAAUAGUGAGCGCCGCUAGUGGCGAGGAGAGAUGAUCGUGGAAAUCGAGU